Molecule: messenger RNA, 9974 nt
Organism: Entelurus aequoreus (snake pipefish)
Lineage: Eukaryota; Metazoa; Chordata; Actinopteri; Syngnathiformes; Syngnathidae
Product: attractin-like
Exons: 29
Coding region: 260-4384 (1374 amino acids)
Cellular component (GO): Golgi apparatus
Molecular function (GO): protein binding
Source: RefSeq, a predicted model, not a curated record
AUUACGCACUUCCGCCGUCGUGACGUCACUUCUGGCCGUCAAUAUGCGGCGCUGAGAAACGGAACCUCUGGAAAGAUGUAAGCGGCUCGCCGAGCUCGGCCUAGCCUCGUCAAGUCGUCACUACAGCCGGCACCUCUAGAACCAGCGAAGCGGGACCUCGGCAGGGUCGUUGGAGCGGCCAAGGCAGGCUCGCCUACCGCCGAGCAGCUGGGAGAAGUAGCGGAGUGUCUGGGCUCCAGCAGCCAUCUUUAGCGACACAAUGUCCGGGGCGACGCGGCGGCCCAGCUCGGUGUCCGGUACCGGAGGCCGGAGCCUGACGCCGGUCACCGGGCUGCUGCUGUUGCUGCUAGCCAGGCAGCUCGGAGGCGCCGAGGCCAAGGAGUGCGACAAGCCGUGCGUAAACGGCCAAUGCAACGCGGCGACGGGCAGCUGCGUGUGCUCCCCCGGCUGGGUCGGGGACCAGUGCCAGCACUGCGGAGGACGCUUACGACUAACGGCGCCCUCUGGCAUCCUGUCCGAUGGACCUGGAAACUACAAAUACAAGACCAAGUGCACGUGGCUCAUCGAAGGACAGCCAAAUUCCAUCCUUCGCCUGCGCUUCAAUCACUUUGCCACAGAGUGCAGCUGGGACCACCUCUACGUCUAUGACGGAGACUCCAUAUAUGCCCCGCUGCUGGCUGCCUUCAGCGGUCUGAUCAUUCCUGAGAGCUACGGGAACGAAACGGUACCCGAGGUGGUGUCGCAGUCCGGAUACGCUUUGCUGCACUUUUUUAGCGACGCCGCCUACAACCUGACUGGACUCAACAUCUCAUACAGGGUGAACACAUGUCCUAACAACUGUUCCGGCAGUGGAGAGUGCCGCCUGUCCAACGACACGGGGAAGCCCUACUGUGACUGUCAGGACAAGUGGAAAGGGGACGCCUGUGACGUUCCUUAUUGCCUGGACGACUGCGGGUACCCUGAGAGAGGACGCUGCAGGGAUAAGACAUGCGUCUGCGGGGUGGGCUGGCAAGGUCCAGACUGCUCCGUCUCUGUCCCCGCCGACUCGGCCUUCUGGAGCCGCGAGGCGUUCAGCGAUCCCGGCCUCGCCAGGGCGUCCCACAAGGCAGUGGUGGAGCAGGAUGUCAUGUGGGUCAUCGGAGGCUACGUCUUCAACGCCUCCGACUACCACAUGGUCAAAGCGUACAACCUAAGCAGCAAAACCUGGAUGACCCUUGACCCCUCUGUCAACACGGUCACGCCACGAUAUGGACACUCUUUGGCUCUCCAGGAGGGUAAGAUCUACAUGUACGGAGGCAAAAUCGAUUCCACUGGAAACGUGUCCAGCCAGCUGUGGGUUUUUCACGUCCAGAACCAAACGUGGGUUCUUUUGAGCCCCCGCAGCAAGGAGCAGUACGCCGUGGUGGGACACUCAGCUCACGUGGUGCCGCCCCAGCAAGACGGGGAGGCCCCCGUGAUGCUUGUGCUGUUUGGACACUGUCCUCUCUACGGAUACAUGAGCCUGGUGCAGGAGUACAACAUCAACAAGAACACGUGGAGUGUGGCAACCACGGAGGGGGCGCUGAUCCAGGGGGGCUACGGACACAGCAGCGUGUUGGACGCGUCCACCAGAGCCAUCUACGUCCACGGAGGCUACAAGGCCUUCAGCGCAAACAAGUACGGCCUGGCGGGAGACCUCUACAAGCUGGACGUGGACACCAGGAAGUGGACCAUCCUGAGGGACAGCGGCUUCUUCCGCUACCUCCACACGGCUGUGAUGGUGAGUGGCGCCAUGCUGGUGUUUGGAGGCAACACGCACAACGACACGUCCAUGAGUCACGGCGCCAAGUGCUUCUCCUCGGACUUCCUGGCCUACAGCCUCGCGUGUGACGACUGGACGCUGCUGCCCCGACCGGAACUUUACCACGAUGUCAACCGCUUCGGACACUCGGCGGUGGCCAGCGACAGCGUGAUGUACGUGUUCGGCGGCUUCAACAGUCUGCUCCUCGACGACGUCCUCGUGUACACGUCUCCCCGCUGCGUUGCCUUCUCCAGCCCCGCCUCUUGCAGCCAGGCGUGGCCCGGUAUCCAAUGCGUGUGGAAUAGCACGCUUGCUUCCUGUCUGCCGUGGGAGGGCACCGCCGUCUCUGGUGCCGCUGCGGACCAGCAGCCGCUGCUGGCGGCGAGCUGCACCACCAGAUCCUACGCUGAUAACGAGCGCUGCGACCAGUACACUGACUGCUACAGCUGCACCGCCAACACCAACGGCUGCCAGUGGUGCUCCAUCCAGUGCGUCUCGCUGGGCAGCAACUGCACCUCGGCCUCGGGUCCUAUCGCCGACUACGACGCCUGUCCCAGGGACAGCCCGUCGUACGUGUGCAACAAGAAGACCAGCUGCAAGAGCUGCGCCGUGGACCAGAACUGCCAGUGGGAUACACGUGACCAGGAGUGCAUCUCACUGCCAGAUAACGUUUGUGGCGAGAGCUGGCACCUGGUGGGCAACUCCUGCCUGAAGUUCAUCACGGCCAGGGACUCGUACGACAACGCCAAACUGGUUUGCCGCAACCACAACGCUGUGCUGGCGUCGCUCACCACGCAGAAGAAGGUGGACUUUGUCCUGAAGGAGCUGCAGAUCAUGAGCGUGGUGUACAAAGCCUCCGUGACCCCCUGGGUGGGCCUCCGCAAGAUCAACGUGUCCUACUGGUGCUGGGAGGACAUGUCCCCGUUCACCAACACCUCCCUCCAAUGGCUGCCCGGCGAGCCCAGUGACGCUGGCUUCUGCGGCUACCUGGCCGAGCCCGCCUCCAGUGGCCUGAAGGCGCAGACCUGCAUCAGCCCCGUCAACGGCAGCUUGUGUGAGCGGCCAGCCAACCACAGCGCCAAGCAGUGCCGGACGCCGUGCGCCAUGCGUGCCACCUGCAGCGAGUGCACCAGCAGCACUUCGGAGUGCAUGUGGUGCAGCAACAUGAAGCAGUGCGUGGACUCCAACGCCUACGUGGCGUCCUUCCCCUUCGGCCAGUGCAUGGAGUGGUACACCAUGAACACCUGUCCACCUGAAAACUGCUCGGGCUACAGAACGUGCGCUCAGUGUUUGGACCAGCCAGGCUGCGGCUGGUGCACGGACUCCAGCAACACGGGCAAGGGUCAGUGCAUCGAGGGCUCGUACCGCGGCCCCUUCCAGACCUCGGUCCCGGCACCGUCCACGCUGCCCGGCCUGCCCGCCGACCCCCCGCCGGCUCUCAACGCCAGCAUGUGUCCCAGCGAGGCCCACUACAACUGGUCCUUCAUCCACUGUCCAGCUUGUCAAUGUAACGGCCACAGCCGCUGUGUCAACGAGAGUGUGUGUGAGAAGUGCGAGGACCUCACCACGGGCCGCCACUGCGAGAACUGCAUAUCUGGUUUCUACGGCGACCCCACUAACGGCGGAAGCUGCCAGCCGUGCAAGUGUAACGGCCACGCCAGCAUGUGCAACCCCAACAACGGGAAAUGUUUCUGCACCACCAAAGGCAUCAAAGGAGACCGCUGCCACCUGUGUGAAGUGGAGAAUCGUUACCAAGGCAACCCACUCAAAGGCACCUGCUACUACACUCUGCUCAUCGAUUACCAGUUCACCUUCAGCCUGUCGCAGGAGGACGACCGCUACUACACCGCUAUCAACUUUGUGGCCACGCCAGAGGAGCCGAACCGAGAUUUAGAUAUGUUCAUAAAUUCGUCCAAGAACUUCAACCUGAACAUCACCUGGGCCACCAGCUCCACAGCGGGGACGCAGACUGGCGAGGAGAUCCCCAUCGUGUCGCGCAGCAACAUCAAGGAGUUCAAAGAUAGCUUCUCCAACGAGAACUUCGACUUCCGGAACAGUCCCAACAUCACCUUUUUCGUCUACGUCAGCAACUUCACGUGGCCCAUCAAGAUUCAGAUCGCCUUCUCGCAGCACAGUAACUUCAUGGACCUGGUCCAGUUCUUUGUCACGUUCUUCAGUUGCUUCCUGUCACUGCUGCUGGUGGCCGCCGUCGUCUGGAAGAUCAAACAGAGCUGCUGGGCUUCACGGCGACGAGAGCAACUGCUGAGGGAGAUGCAGCAGAUGGCCAGCCGGCCUUUUGCCACCAUAAACGUUGCCUUGGAGACGGACGAGGAGCCGCCCGACCUGAUAGGAGGAAAUGUCAAGUCUGUCCCCAAGCCCAUCGCCUUGGAGCCAUGUUUUGGCAACAAAGCUGCUGUGCUCUCCAUCUUUGUACGUCUGCCGCGGGGCAGCGGGGGCAUUCCCCCCCCAGGGCAGUCGGGUCUGGCGGUGGCAAGCGCACUGGUGGACGUGUCUCAGCAGAUGUGCGUGGGCUACAAGGAGAAGUCGGGAGCGCUGAGGAACCGCAAGCACCCGCCCAGCGCCCAACCCUCCACCUGCAUCUGACUCCGCCCCCCCUGGACCAGCCCCCCCCCUUUCAGGAAGAGGUGCAUGCUGGGAGGCUGUGACUGGCAAAGUCAGGACCUUGAUGGAUGUCCUUACGAAGGAACUUUAGCCCCACCCCCCUCAAAGUGAAUGAUACACCAAGCCUGAGCCCCCCCACCCCGAAUAGAGACAUUUAAACCGUCUUGUUGAGGCGGCGUUGCUGCUAGAAGAGAUCUCAUCUCAUCAUUUUUAUUAUUUACUUGUUUUUUUGUCUCCUUUGCGCUUUAUGUGAACACACACCAUGCCCCGCCCCCUGCGCCGCAUGUUGGCUACCCCCAGUACCUCGAGGUCCAAGUUUGCUUCGUCUUCUGGUGGACGGCACUUGAGUCCGGUUCAAGUAGCGCCACCCUCGUAACCAUGGCGACUGUGGAGUUCCAACAGGCUCUUUGCAGGUGCAGCAUCUUUAUGGUCUUUGGUGAAGUCUCUUGGAACUAGAAGCUCCAAGACGUUUACACUGGAUUAUAUUUACGGUAUGUGUGUUUUUCAAAAAUGUCCUUUUUCCUCCAGCUAGCGGGCCUCAGAAGCUAGCUUGUUUCCUUGUGUUAUUAGAGUUUAGAAAAACAAAAAACACUUCGCUAUUUCAGUUGAACUUUUGACAACGCGUGACUGAACAGGUUUUUAAUUUAAAAAAAGAUCUACACUAUACUUACCACUUGUUUUUAGCGGCAACGCCCCUGAGAAGCUAGCUAGCAUCAGUAGCUACGUUUUUGUUCGAGGGUUUCACCAGCUAGCUGUCUAAACCUCUGUUGUUUUCAAGUUGUCAAAUGAAAUACCUUUCUUGACUAAACAUUUUAUUUAAGGCUUUUAUAUUCACACAAAUGCAUGUUUACCACCAGCGUUUGUUAUUCAACCUUCCAGUCUUCGCUUACCGCCAGCUAGCGUUAGAAGCUAGCUUGUUGUUUUUUUUGUCUUUUUUUGACGAAAAACCCUCAAGUUUUUAAAGAUAUUUAUAAGUUUUGGUGAGCGUGAACGCACCUUAAGAAACUAGCCAGCGUAAGAAGCUAGCUUGACGUUCAAUACUUCCGGAAGUUUCAUGAACGUUAAUCUUAUUUUUUAAUAUCUAUUUUAUAUUUUGUUUAUUUUUCUUUGCUUACUGCUAACUGCCAUGAAAAGCUAGCUUGUUCUUGUAAGGCUGGCCUUGGGUCCUUAUUUUAUUUUUCUUUGAGACGAGUGAAGCUAGCACGGCUAUCUUUCAGGCUAGCUUUCUCUUCUGUUUGACUAAAACCAGACAUGACUGCUGUAAAAACAAACAAACAACGGAAAUUGUGCCGCGAAGGGCUCCACAGUGGCUAAAGGAAGUACAGUAGGGAAGGGGAUUCAUAUGGCCACAUUCGCAGCGGUUUACCUGACACAUGAAACGUGACAAAUUGGGCGGGGUGCAAAUCUACUUGAGUAGAAAAUGUGUUUUGAAGCAAUUCCAACUUUGACCACAGUGUCAGUUGCUAUGUAGAGUGGCACUUUCCAUCAUUUUCAGCAGACUGCAUUGCAAAAUUAUUAAUCCCUUCUCUACUGUAAGUACAGUUUUACCUCGGGAUACGAGUUUAACUAGUUCUUUUAAAUAACAUUUAUUCCAUGCUGUGCACCCCACAAAACCAGCAUAUUUUUAACAUACAACAUGCCUUUUUAAAAAGAAAAACUAACUUCAAAUAGGAACUAUUGUAUCAAAACUGUUCCCAACAUAAAGUCAUGUCGAUCUCUAGCUAUUAGCUAAUGCUAGCGAGUUGUUUGCAUCUUACGGCGUUCGCUCUGGCAUUCACUACGCCAACUAGUGUUUGGGAGGCUCCUAGCCUGAAUUUUUGCUAGUAGUCUAAAGCAUAAAAACGUUACAAUGUACCGUAUUUUCCGGGCUAAAGAGCGCGCCGGUAUAUAAGCCCCACCCACUAAAUUUUAGAACAUUUUUUUUUCUCCAUAUAUUAUCUGCACCUGACUGUAAGUCGCAGAUAUAUAUGUUGUGAAAUGAGUUAUUUACAUAAAAAGAUACUGUAAAUGUUUAUUUACAUACUUUAAAUGUCUGUAACACGGCAGUAAAACGGCUGAUCAAACAAAACAGAAGUCAUGGUCAUGGACCCACUAGCUGUGCAAGCUAGCUCUCCAAUCAGCUAAACACACUCAAUAACUUCACGGCGACGUUUUGGUGAAUUUACUGAGGAAUUUGUGAAACUGAAACAAUACAAAAAUAAUGCCGUUGUAAGUUAAUAAUACUAACACAGAUACUCGUAAGUGCUAACGACGUUAGCGUCAUUACAUCACAAUAGCACGUACACAUAUGCAUGCAAACACUCCUACAGACAUCACACAUGGGAUGUUUUAGUACGUAUGAAUUGUUUUAGUCAUAUUGUAAAACUUACAAACGUUGCUUGGAUUGAUGAAUGGAGUAGAAACAUGGGUAGAAACGCUAUGUAUGGCUGGCUACAAGACUGAACAACACUUCUAUUUCUGAUUAAAACCACUAAAUGAAAGGAAACUUAUGGCGCCAUAGCACAAACACCUCAGCGUAUUUACUUGUUUUUUUUGGUGUUUUUUUAACUUAUUAUGGCCAUCGGUGAAGAAGAAUCCGUAGAUUAGCUGCACCGUUUUAUAAGCCGCAGGGUUCAAAGUGAAGUUCACAUCUUACUUUCAGCAGAAUAUUUCCUAAGCUCGAUGACAAAAACGGUUUACGACCUUUCAAAUACGAUUUCUGGCAUUAGGAGAACUGUCACCUUCAAACUCCAAUAAAGUAACGCUUCCUGAGGCUGAGCCAAUCAGCGGCCACAAAAUUAAACGGCGUGCUCUGAUUGGGCCAUUACUACUGUAGUAUGAAUAUGUUUAGUUAUUUUAGCCAAAUUCAGGACAAAAUCACGUAGAAUAUAUCUUCCCCCCUGCUGCUUAAGACCAUUUUGACAUAUGACAUACCUUUUUAAAAAGAAACACGUAAGUUUUAGUUCAAAAAUGUAUUUAAAAGGAGUUCAUCUUACUGUGGCAUUCAAUACGCCAACUAGUGGCGGGGAGGCUCCUCGCCUGAGUUUUAAAACACAACAAUAGAAUGUACUACAGUACGUACACAAAGCUUGUAGUGAUGUCACACAGGAAGUAGGUAUACUCCCAUCUGGCAGCCAUGACAAUGCGCUUUUAGUCCACAUUUCUUUCAUCAUUUCCGACCCCUACAGGCAGAACUAGGUAUUUUUUCUUGUGUUUUUUUUUUUUUUUUUUAGCUUAACGCCAUCCUUUUUGUAGUCCAGAUUCUCCAGACAAGUCCGAGAUUUCUUUAUUUAAUCCAAUAAAUACCACCCGGGCCUUCUUGUCCUUGUCAUGUCGCUCUUUAGCUGUAAGCUAAUGCUAGCAAGUAGGACACGCUUCGUUGUGUCGUUUGUUAUGCUAGCUCGCGGUGAGCAGGCUCCUCCCCCUAAAGCACAACAGUAGUCUCCAAGAACUCGGGCAUGCGUAUCCCCAGGUAAAGGAAGGACCGUGUGAGAAGAACUUUGGAGUUGUGCAAAGAAAAACGGAGUCAUCAUGACUUGCCACAACUAAAGCAUAAAAACCACAAUGCAAAAUAUUUGUUUUCACCUAUUUCAAUUCAAUAACACGCACACACACACACACACACACACACACACACACACACACACACACACACACACACACACACACACACACGUGUCACUUCCUGUGCAGUCACUUCCUGUGCAGUCACUUCCUGCUACUUCAGGAUGGCUUUGAGGUGAUUUUUCGGGAAAACUGCGAGUAUUUUGGGAUGAUAUUCGUCCUCAUUUUGCCGACUGUUAAGAAUGAAAAAAAAAAAAGACAGACAGGAAACGGACGUUUAAAAAAAAAAAAAAAAUGAUGAAUUAUUUUAUAUUCUUUACUUCAUUUUUUUUUAACGCACAUUAUUUUGGAAAAAAAUCUAAAUCUUGUAUUUUGAUUUUCUUUCUUAGGCACAAUAGGGUUAGUUUUUGUCCAUGAAUGUAACGCUAGCUUGUUGUGCAGGAUGAAGAUCCUACUGCUGUAAUAAUAACUGCUUCCAAAGAUGGAGUCAUGGGAACACAACAAAAAGGCAGAUAAAUUACCUUUUUUUUUUUUUUUUUUUUUAACUUGACCUUUUCACCUCCUGUUUACCGCCAGCUUCCUUCUUUGCGUUUACAUCUGUUGUUCAUUCUAACGACUCAUCUACGUGCUCGUGUUGUUGUCCAAUCCCUGCUGAAGCUUUCGUUUGGGGGCUUUUAUUGUAAAGGGCAGGAGGAAGCGUGCCGUCUGAAAUGCCGGGAAUGGACAUGAAUAGUGCCGUGGGGCUGCACAGGCUUGGACCUUUGAUCGUUCCCUAAGGAUGUCGGACUCGAGGGGGUUUGACCUUUGACCUCUUAACGCGUCGGCCAUCUUGGCCUCCAACCUGCUGAACGAAAGCCCUCAAACGCUGUUUUAUUUCAUCAUGGUUUAUUUACUGCGGUACCUCGGUUUUCCUCACUCAUUUCAAAAAUAUGAACAAAAUUGUAUAAAAUUUUACUUUAUUGAACAAUUCUUCCUUGAAUUCAAUAGUGGAUGUAUAGGGGUCAUUUCUCACCUUCUUUAUCAAAGUUCUGGCCUUCAGAAGAUUGACGGAGUCACCAUCUUAUUGUUUGAGUACUGGAUUGUGCUGCAAAACGGACGACUUUGUCAUUUAUCAGGAUGUUUGGCCCUAGAACCAUCGAGACGUGUACGAAAAUGGGCCACGAUUUGUCAAACUGAAUCCCAGGAAAAGCGGGGCGUCUAAAAACCGAGGUGGCACUGUUCUUACGAGUGGUCAUGAGAACCAGGUCAUUGUCCCGCCCCUCUGGUGUUCCUGUUUGUUGAUUUGUAUCAUUUAGGAAUCUUUGUAAAUAACGAUGAAUGACAUUUUCUCGGACGGUUUUAAAAAGUUAGUAAUUUAUGCAGUGUUAAAAAACAAAAAAAGUGAUUGCUUCGCGUUUCAUUAGCAUCUUUUGUAUGUGAAGAAGCAAAUGUUGUAAACCUUCAAUAGAAGCUUGUAAUUUACUGAGGUGUACAUAAACAUUUUGGACUGAUUCAAUUCAAUGUGAACAUUAAAACUAGAAGUGGACUCCUUGUCUUCACUUCUUCACCAACGUUGUUCCUAAGAGUCGACACGGAACACCGUGUGUCACUUGGACAGCCAACUUGUGAUCAGGAAGCACUUGUUUCGCUCACCAGGAAAAGGUCGUAGUUGGAGGCGUGGCGUGCUGCAUUUGACAUCGGUUUUUGUCACCGUCAUCCAUGUAAACGAAACUGAAAAAAAGAAUAAUCAAAAGAUGAAAGAAAAAAUCAAAUAAAAAAUCUUAGUACAAAAAAAUAAAUAGAACUAAGGUAAACAUAACUAAGAGGGUAAAAACCAAAAUCAAUAAAACAUGAAUUAUAAAAAAAAAUGGAACUAAGAAGAAAAAAUAAGAAGUAGUAGAUGGAACAAAAAAAAAUCAAACUAAGAAAAAAACUGAAAUAAAUAUUUACAAAUAAAUGGAAUUAAGAAAAAAAAACAAUUGAAAAAAUCUUAAUAUAAAAAAUAUAAAUAGAACUAAGGUAAACGUAACUAAGAGGGUAAAAACUAUAA